CAGGGCGAAGAGCAGGUUCAUCAGCACCUCGCGCCCGGCCCAGCUGUCGCUCCGGGACAGGCAGUAGAGGGUGCCCAGCAGCCAGGGGAUGCCGUGCCCCGAGAUCUCCAGCAGCUUCAUCAGGGGCCGCACGCUGCCCCACGCCGAGCUCUCCCCGGCGCACACCCCCAGCCUCUUGGACAGCCACAGGUCGAUGGCCAGUAGGGAGCGCAGGGCGAUGCCCAGGAAGGACGGGUUCAAGUCCAUGAGGUCCUCCUCGGGCAGCGGGGCCGGGGGCGCCGGCGCGGAGCCCGCGGCGGGCAGCGGGAAGGAGCCGCGCCGGUGCACCGGGCUCUCGGACGCGCGGAGCCGGGCGCAGAUUUCUUGCCCUGGAGUGUUUCUGCAGGACAAGCAGGAUGUGUACCUCGGCAUCUACCUCUUGAAUCAAUACCGGGAGACCGACUGCUUUCCGUCUGUGUUCCCCAUCGUGAUGCAGCAAGGCAUGACAUUUGAAAAGGUAUUUGAAAAUGCAAUAGAUCCUGGAGCUGUAGCAGAACUUUUAGAAAGCUUCCUAACCAGGUUUGAAUUAAUACAGUUAGUACCUCCAGCAUGGGCAGAAUUGGCCUACUAUGAGGAAAACACACGAGAUUUUCUUUUCCCUGAACCUAAGCUGAGACCUUUACACCCAGGAAUACAUAGGGAGUUACUCAUGAAGACGGCUAUAGGAUUCCCAGGCAUUGCUCCCAAACUAGAAUUUUCUACAAGGACAGCCAUCCGAGAAUGUGUAUUUCCUCAUAGAAACAGAUUUCUUGAUGAAGAAUAUAACCCACAAAAGCCUUCAUCUAACUCAUAUGGACAGAUACCCCCCUUAAAGAAUAAAAAGAAGAAAUCAAAGAAGAAUCAUGACAGACUACGUAAAGGCAUGCAGUCCCGGGCACCCUCUCCAUAUUUCACCAGGCGUUUCCUCCUGGAGCAGCCGACUCAAUUGGACUUUGGCAAUCACUUCAGAUUCCCUGAAGAUAGAAAACCUCCAUUUGUGGUUAGACAUGUGGACAGUGCAAACCCCUUUGGUGAAGAUAAUUUGGAGCAUCAUUUGUUGACGUCUCAGAGAAAAUCUAAAUUUUCAGACUUUCUGUUUCCAAUGAGAAGAGCUUCUUCUCUUGACAGCUUUGCAACGAACGUAAAGGUUAUUAGAGAGCCAGAUGAACGGAUUGUUUUAAAGAAAGACUCACAGUCAUCUGUAGAGUCAAGUAAAUGGGAUAUGUUCUCACUCAGAAACCAAGGAGAUGUUGAUUUCCACCGAAAAACCUCACUGGCUACCUCCCCAUACUCCAGAUCCUCCAGCCCCGUGGAUCAGCCUUUUCAAGAAAGGUUUCAUUGCAGUUCUCACUCCACGUGGAAGAAGAUCCAUGAGAGGGUCUGCAGUCUUCUCAUGUCGCACAGAGCUCAGCAUCACCUGAAGGAAGAUCAUAUGUCUGAAGGAACUUAUGACUUUGAAAGAUCAAGCUGCCCUCUGGAUAAAUGUCUAGUACAUGAACAGAGAUAUUUUUAACUGCUGUCUUAUUGCCAGAUGUUGUAUGUGAUGUUUCAGAUGUCACAAAGGAAAAAUGAAUGAAACGUUGAAGGACUACCAAGAAGAGCGCACUCAUCAGGAUCACUGAAAGAUACAUCCUUGGAGAAGUGACGAGUCAUCUUUGUUGUCUGUAUUGAGUUGCCUGUGCCUAAUCUCUGUUAAACCAAAUCCAAUAUUCAGUCUUGUGUGCCCAGGUAAGAAUUGUUGAUUAAACUUUUGCUGUUUGGGACUCACAAUUUUUUUUAAUCAUCUGGAAAAUUAGUGUUUUGUUUUGAUCCGGAAAUAGGAAAUAAUAGUUGGGUCUCAGGGGCUUUUCUAUUUAUUUGGAAAGCACAUUUUAGAAUUCA
Dipodomys ordii (Ord's kangaroo rat) is the source of this 1899-nucleotide messenger RNA. RefSeq names its product spermatogenesis associated 6-like (gene Spata6l). Gene Ontology annotation, molecular function: myosin light chain binding. The record is from RefSeq and is a predicted model, not a curated record. Gene Ontology annotation, biological process: spermatogenesis. The coding region runs from base 89 to 1531 and encodes 480 amino acids. The transcript is spliced from 13 exons. NCBI's taxonomy places the organism in Eukaryota, Metazoa, Chordata, Mammalia, Rodentia, Heteromyidae.